Pseudoliparis swirei is the source of this 2272-nucleotide messenger RNA. Its product is annotated as transmembrane protein 200C. The record is from RefSeq and is a predicted model, not a curated record. Bases 106 to 1671 code for a protein of 521 amino acids. The transcript has 2 exons. Lineage: Eukaryota; Metazoa; Chordata; Actinopteri; Perciformes; Liparidae.
CGCACCACGACAUGCACAGCUGAACGAGGAGUGCGUCUUUGAAGAUGCUUGGUUGUCGAGCCACAAUUUCUGGUUGAGUGACAAGCCUGCGGUCCAAUCGUCACCAUGAUAGCCACUGGGGGCCUGCUGCGCCUGAACAGGCGCCAGGAUUCCCUCCGCUCUAAAAACCGGGCGGAAAACAAAAGGAAGCGGAAAUCCAAGAAAAAGAAGAAGAAGAACGAUGUGGUGGUGGUGAAGGGGAAGCUCAACUUCUGCUCCCUGGCUGGUUUUGUGGCAGCUGUGGGAAUUAUUGUUCUCAUGGUGGGGAUUUCCAUGGCCGUGCUGGGCUACUGGCCCAGCCAAAGCCAGCAGCAGUACCAGGAGCGCCGCAGAACUGGAGCGUACCACUCCAACAGGAUGAGCUACUCCAAAAGCCUGCCUGUUUCCUCUAACUUGACCCAUAAUAAGCCUCCCUCCGGACAGAACGGCUUAUUCAACCAGAGCAGUUCUAACAGCAGCGGCCCCGACCCCUCCCCUCACUGUGGCUUCCUGUGUGACUUCCUCAAUAAUUACCUGUACUCAGACAAUCUGAAGGUCUUUGGGCCCCUGGUGAUGGGAAUCGGCAUUUUUCUCUUCAUCUGCGCCAAUGCAGUCCUCCAUGAAAACCGAGACAAAAAAACCAAAAUCAUCAACCUGAGGGAUAUCUACUCCACAGUUAUAGAUCUACAUAGCAUACGGUCGAAGGAGUACUCGCCCCUCAACGGUUUGGUGAACUACACUCAGUCGAGGAGUGCUGAGGGCCAGCCGGGCUCGUUCCCCGCAAGCUCCUGGCCCUCCACUGGCCUCGGUGUGCAGGGGGAGUCGGGCGGCGAUGACGUGUUCAGACGCCCGUCGUUGGCCAGCAGGCCUCGGAGCUGGUCCAGAGAUGUCCAGACAUUCACGGACACCGUCUACAGCAUCUACAAAGACUAUAGCAAUAGCAGCGAGCAGGCCCCGCAGCCCCGGCAGUGGGAGACCACGUCCAUCGUCACCUCCUCUGUAAAUGCUUUCACCCUCCCCGUGAUCAAACUGAACAACUGUGAGGUGGAGGAGUCUGCGAGAGCGGAAGCAGAGGGACGCUCAGAGGAAGGGGUCGUCAUUAAGGCUGCGGCUGAAACCAUGAGCGAGGAAGGACAAACCAGCGGCGGCCCGACGGUUGGGACUGACUCCAAGGAGAAGGAAGCAGAGGAGAUGGACGCCUCAGCGACGGAUUCCCCCCCGCCCCAUCAGAGCCAUGGGGACAUAACCACAGGCGCAGCUGACCAACAGGGGGCGCAGCAGGCUCAGCCUCAUCCACCUUGGACCCAGCCGUUUCCCCCAUCACCUGUUGCCAGGGCGAUGGGGUCACGGAUGUCGCUCAACUCCCUCACAGAUCAGCCCAGGUCUGCACGCCGCUGCAGCCUGUCUGCGUCUGUGGGUCGUCAAGGCGACAGAGCCAGGCGCUUCAGCUGCCCCCGUCUGGAGGAGCGCUCCAACAGUAGGGGCUACAUCAAACUGGCUGAUCUGGGGGGCGACUCCUUCGAAGCCCCCGACGCGGACACUACUUUGGUGACAACCGAACAGGAAGUAGCAACAGACGCAGCAGCAGCAGCGGAGGAAGCAGCUCCAGGAGAGGACAAUCUGGUGACAUCCAUCGCCGCUGCAGAAUCAUAGACUUUUUUCUGAUGAGCCUUUGAAAACUCUUUGAUGUCUUCUUCUUUGCUUCUUUGCUUCUUCACUGACUGCUGAUGUGAAGCUGGCCAUCACAGAGUAAUGGACAUCUGCAGAGGAAGCUGCUAAGGACUAUUAAAACAUAGCCAUGAACACUCGAGAGCAAGGCUCUUUAUAAAUACCACAUCCACAGCUCAAUAUUCAGAUGUAAUUUAUCUAUUUUUUCAAUGUAGCAAGAGCAAUACUAAAGACUUGCAAGAAGAUUUAGUAAAGAUUUGUAACAAACAAAUCAAAUCUGAUCUGAUGAGUUUAAAUGUUUCUUUUGUAAAGCAGUAGGGCAAACAAUGUAGCCUGUAAAAAUUGCCAAAACUGUCACUGAGAACUCUUGUCUGACAUGUUGUACUGUAGCAUUGAAAUAUGCCACAGAAAAAUAGUCUAGAAUUGUUUCUCUACAUCGUUAUGUGAAUACCACGUGAAUAGGUGAACUGAAUUGAAUCUCAGGUAGACGUUUGGUUUAGGAUCAGGACCUUGAGGACAGGGUCUUCCCUGUGCACACUUGUUUAUAUGAAACAUUUAUGGUUGAAUAAACUUGACUGUAACACUC